This is a messenger RNA of Trichoplax adhaerens, 1533 nucleotides long. RefSeq lists its product as uncharacterized. The record is from RefSeq and is a predicted model, not a curated record. Gene Ontology annotation, biological process: microtubule-based movement. The coding region runs from base 1 to 1533 and encodes 510 amino acids. NCBI's taxonomy places the organism in Eukaryota, Metazoa, Placozoa, Uniplacotomia, Trichoplacea, Trichoplacidae. The transcript has 8 exons. Gene Ontology annotation, molecular function: ATP binding; microtubule binding; microtubule motor activity.
AUGAAAGACAAAGAAGUUAAAUUUCAGCAAGAAGUUCAAGGGUUGCAAGAUGAAAUAAAUAAUUCAAUGAAAAAAUAUGAAUAUGAGAUUGAGUUACUUAAAUUAUCAAAGGAAAACUUACAACGAGAUCGUGAAAGCCUUGGCAAUCAACUAUCAGUUGCUCGUAAUGAGGCUAGUACAUUUCAGCAAACGAUCACAAAAAUGACCGCAGAAACUGCAUCAAUAAUGACAGAAUUGAGCACUGCUCGUUCUCAAUUAGAAACAAAAAGUGCGGAAUCCAUGUCCAUAACUAACGACUUAAAUGGUGUUCGGAUUCAAUUAGAAGCUAAAAUCGGCGAGUGCCAACGAUUAAAUCAAGUCAUAGAGAAAUUAGAACAAGACGUUAGAAAUUACUUAGCUACAAUACAAGAAAAGGAUGCCGAACUUCGAAGUGGAGAAGCUGAAAGGCGCAAACUGCAUAAUUGCGUUCAGGAAUUAAAAGGCAAUAUUCGUGUAUUUUGUCGUGUGAGACCACUAACAAAUAGCGAAGGAGCGAAAAUGUAUCCUUCACACAUCAUUUUUGCGGAAGGUUCAGAUGCAAACAUUAAGUUAUUACAGAGUAGUCAGCCUUCAGAUACACCUAGCACCAAGGGAAAUUCAAAUAAGUACGAAUUUAAGUUUGACAAGGUGUUUCAUCCUGAUUCUAGCCAAGAAAACGUAUUUAAUGAAGUUUCGCAGUUAGUUCAAAGUGCUCUAGACGGCUAUAACGUAUGUAUCUUUGCUUACGGUCAAACUGGAAGUGGUAAGACCUACACCAUGGAAGGCCCUCCAGUUUCUGAUAAUGUUAACUACACCAACGUUGGUAUUAUUCCCAGGGCUGUGGCUCAAAUAUUUAAUUCUGCUAAAGACUUAAAAGAAAAAGGAUGGAAAUAUCAUAUGGAAGCUUCGUUUCUGGAGAUUUACAACGAGACUAUUCGCGAUUUAUUGGGGAGUAACAAUAAUGUCAAGCACGAAAUCAGAUUUACGCCCGAUAAAAAAGAUGUCAAAGUUACGAAUUUAACAAUUGUCAAUGUUACAACCGAAGACGAGGCUAGUUUUGUUCAUAAGUUGUUGGCAAAAGCAACGCAGAACCGAGCAGUUGCUGCGACUGAAUGUAAUGAAAGAUCUUCGCGAAGUCACAGUGUGUUUAGGUUAAAAUUAAUUGGCGAAAAUACAAUCACUAAUGAAAACUGUGAAGGAACUUUAAAUCUUAUCGAUCUCGCUGGCUCAGAGAGAGUGUUUGUUUCCAAAUCGACCGGCGAAAGAUUGACUGAGGCUAAGAAUAUCAACAAGAGUUUGAGUAAUUUGGGGAUAGUUAUUCUAGCUCUAGCUAAUAAGGACUCACAUAUCCCGUACAGGAAUUCAAAACUUACUUACUUACUUCAAAAUUCACUGGGCGGGAAUAGCAAAACAUUGAUGUUUGUUAAUAUUUCACCAUAUGAAGUAUCAUUUCAAGAAAGUUUAAAUUCUUUAAGAUUUGCUACAACGGUUAGUAUUAUCGUUAGCUACUGUUAA